AUGGACCCGGGCCUCGCUAGCGGCAAGGCGAUGGAGGCGAGUGCAGCGUCGUCAUCGCCCGCCUCGGCAGAUGCAGCUUCAUCGCCAGCUUCCGCCUCACCGUCGUCGUCGUCGCCCGCCACGCCUUCAGCCUCGCCAGAUGCCGAUGCGCGCAUCAUCUACGGACGAGUCGAUGCCGCAAACGAGGACAAUAUCGAUCUGCUCAGCAGCGUCGCCGACCAUGGCGCCCUGGGCCGGGCAAAGCUGCUGAGGCCGUCUGCGGCCCAACGGCGUGACGACGCCAUUAUGCAAGAGCAAGACACAGACGCAGCCGGUUCAGGCGCCUCAGACCAGAUCGCGGCAUCUUCCACCAAACCCUCCGGUAAACCCCCUCCACUGCUCGCCACGCCCGCCGAGCUCAUCGACACGAUUCUCUCCUAUCUUUCCCCAUGCGAUCUCGCUGCCGUUUCUGCAACAUGUCGUGCCCUGCGCCAGCAUGCGCUCUCCGACCUGCUCUGGCAGCCCCUCGUCCAGGAAAACGUUCCCGCGGUGCAGGUCACCAGCCCCGGCCCAUGCGCCAGCUUUCGCGAGCUGUAUGCCGCUCACGACCGAGUCUGGUUUCUGCCAAAGUACAAGAUCUGGUUUUGCGAUCGAGAUCUGACGGGAAAGCUGAUCCUGGUGCGCUACGACCCCAGGCGUGGCUGCAUCGAGGGCUACCAGAUGGUGGCUGUCAGCAACCAAUCGACCUUCCAGCACUGGUCGGCAGAUCACGACGUAAUUAUCCACAGCUUCUCGCCCGUUGUGAAGCUGCAUCUCGACAAGCCCGUCCUGCAGUUCCGUGUCCAGGAUAGGCAGGAGGAUGGAGGCUCGUUCAACAAAAGGCCCGGCGCUAACCGCUUCGCCGACGAGAUACCCAUGAGCCUGGACGACCGCGUCGGCGGCAUGUUCAGCAAUUUCAUGCUCACAAAGCCGCUGAGCUCUGAGGAGGCGGAUCGGCGGGCGCACCUUGGCUACCCCUAUGGCAACAUGUGGCCAUCCCCCGUGAUCCCGGCAAACCACUAUGUGUCGGGCGAUACAGAGCGCCGGGGCGUCGCUGCUCUGUCGUCCCGAGAUCGACCUCGAACCAGAUCGCAGGUUUCGAACCAGACUUUUUGUAUUCGCCAAUGGAUGCAGCUGACGGGCACUCCCGGCCCUCUUAGGUUUAUGGGCGAGAGGGGUCUCGCCGGCGCGCUCCGGGCCUUGGUCCGAGACCUUGUGGACGAGGAAGCGGCUGGCGUUGGCAUAGGCGGCCUUGGGUUUCAUAUUGGCGAGGAGCUCAUCACCUACUCGACCCUCGAUCCGGCUCUCUACACGCCGACCCCGGAAAAGCCAUGGAGAGGCAUCUGGGUCGGUGACUACAGCGGGCACGGCUGCGAGUUUCUGUUGAUCCAUCAGCCGGACGAUCCACCAGCCACCGACGCCGAGCUGGGAGUUUUUCGCGACGAAAACGACAGCGACGAGGCGUGGGAGCAGAAGAGGCUGGACGCCAGGGUGUACAGAGGCCGCUUGGAGGGCAUCAAGUUAACGGGCGACCCCAAUGUGCCAAGGGGCGAAUACACCUUUGUGGUCAACGACCUGGGGCCUGAUGGCCUCGUUGGAACAGCCACAGACGCCCAGUUCGCCGGGGCCAGGAUGGUCAAGAGCGAAGGCCACAUUGCCGCCACUGGCUUUCUCAGAGAUAAGUUCAUUGAGAGCCAGCUGAUCCUCAUCAGCCACGACAAACUCGCGCAGCACUGGGUUGGCUUCGGACACAUUAGCUUUUUGCAGAGGGUUAAUAUCGAUCAGUUCCUCACGCCCUGA
Trichoderma citrinoviride is the source of this 1818-nucleotide messenger RNA. RefSeq lists its product as hypothetical. The record is from RefSeq and is a predicted model, not a curated record. Gene Ontology annotation, molecular function: protein binding. NCBI's taxonomy places the organism in Eukaryota, Fungi, Ascomycota, Sordariomycetes, Hypocreales, Hypocreaceae. The transcript has 3 exons. The coding region runs from base 1 to 1818 and encodes 605 amino acids.